UGUCUUUAUGCACAAAACAAAUAACAGUGAAGCUCUAACAGAGUAUACUUCUUCAGGCUGUAAACGUAGCUGGAGUUGGACUGUUUGGAGGAACUGGCAGAGUAACCACACCAACAACUGUACCAGCAGUAGUACCAAUGCUACAUGAAGUUGAAAACAAAGUUCCUGCCAAAUUGGCAUCAUCUUGCAUUGCUAUUAAAUGGGAGGAACCAGAUUGCCAUGGCUCUCCAAUCACUGGAUAUAACAUUGAAUACGGAGACAGAAAAAUUCAGACUGUUGAUAGAGUAACAGAAUGUCUUCUGAAAAACCUACAGCCUGAUACCACAUACAUAAUCAGAAUUCAAGCCAUCAAUCAUUAUGGACUAAGCCCUUUUAGCCAAUCAAUAAGAACCAAAACCAAGCCACUACCACUUGAUCCUCCACAUCUUGAUUGUGUGGUCUAUGGACACCAGAGCCUCAAACUGAAAUGGGGUAACUCUUCAAGCAAAGGAUUACUUUCCAACCUUAUAAGCUACAAUUUGUUAAUAGGAGAUCGAUCUGGCAGGUAAGCUAUUUGUACUAUUAAACAUGUAUUACAAUAAAGCGUUUUAAAAUUUCUAAAAUUUUAAAAUUUCCUAUCAAA
Messenger RNA from Felis catus (domestic cat), 622 nucleotides. RefSeq names its product fibronectin type III domain containing protein 3C1-like. NCBI's taxonomy places the organism in Eukaryota, Metazoa, Chordata, Mammalia, Carnivora, Felidae. Gene Ontology annotation, molecular function: protein binding. The record is from RefSeq and is a predicted model, not a curated record. The coding region runs from base 138 to 548 and encodes 136 amino acids. The transcript has 2 exons.